Penicillium malachiteum is the source of this 1740-nucleotide messenger RNA. Its product is annotated as carboxylesterase/lipase family protein. The record is from RefSeq and is a predicted model, not a curated record. The transcript has a single exon. The coding region runs from base 1 to 1740 and encodes 579 amino acids. Lineage: Eukaryota; Fungi; Ascomycota; Eurotiomycetes; Eurotiales; Aspergillaceae.
AUGGCAAUGAGAACUUUACUUCUCGGCCUGGCCGUGGUCAGUGCAGUACAGGGCAAUGUGAUAGGCACCCGAACAAAGGUCGGAAGCCGAUCAGGCUCUGCUGUAGCAUCUGCAGAAUCGCCGACAGUGUAUAUCGACACAUACACAAGCACUGUUCAAGGCAACAGGUCAGAGUACAUCAACUCCGUGUACAAUUUCAAGGCCAUUCCAUUUGCUUCAGCUCCAACGGGUGAGUAUCGCUGGCGCCACCCACAGCAUGUCUCUGGUUGGACAGGAAUCCGAGAUGCCACCAAGUUUGCACCAUCCUGCCCACAGUCCGGAUCAACCGAUUACAGUGAGGACUGCUUGUACCUGAACAUCUGGACUCCAGACACUAUCAAACUCAACAACGUGGUGAAUAACACCGAAACCGGCAUCGGUGUUGUCCCGGCCAAUGUCUCUGAGGCAUUGCCUGUUUAUGUCUUCUUCUAUGGCGGACGUUUUGCGAGUGGUUCUGCAUCUCAGUCGACAUUUGAUGGUGCUGGUCUCGCUGCCAAGGGCGUGGUUGUUGUGACUGUCAACUACCGUCUUGGAGCACUGGGCUUCUUGUCGCAUCCCGAGUUGAGUGCCACUUCAGGAACCAACUCCUCUGGCAACUAUGGAUUGGUGGAUCAAGAGGCUGCCUUGCACUGGACAAAUGAGAACAUUGCUUCUUUUGGUGGUGAUUACUCACGCAUCACCAUCGGUGGGCAAUCAGCAGGUGCUGCCUCGGCGCUUGACCACCUCAACAAUAACCUAGCAUCUGGUCUUUUCGAGCAAGUCAUCGCUGAGAGUGGUGCAACAUAUCCCUCCAACCCACUCAUUGGUAGCCUUGCGGAGAGCUACCGUGAACUGAGUGUGGCUGAGGAGCAAGGUGUAUCAUACCUCUCUAGUAUCGGCCUCAACAAUAUUACCGAAGCCCGUGCCGCUUCUGUCGAGCUCUUCUUGGACAGUGGCAACUUGAACGACGAAACUUUCAAAGACACUGUCUUUGCCAACAACUCGGCAUACAUCGAGCCUCCCCUCUUCAGACCCGUGCUGGACGGAUAUGUCCUUCCUGCAACUUACCAGGAGAUGCUGACCCGCGGAAACCACACCAUUGCGCCCGUUUUGACUGGUGGAAAUCUGGACGAAAACGGCGCCACUCCUAGCCCCGGCUUCACUGUGGCCAGCUACAAGGCACAGAGCGCGUAUGAGUUUGGCAGCGUGGGCUUGGAGGAGGAUUACUUCAAGCUGUGGCCUGCCGGCAGCAGUAACGAAAGUGCCGACAACGCCAUCAAUACAUUUUAUCAGGACCAGACAAAGGUUUCCAUCUGGCGUUGGGCAAGCGAGUACCUAGCCGGUUCUAAGCUUAACGUUUCUAUCACUGGAAGCGACGAUACAUACCAGACUUACACCUACUACUGGACUCAUGCUCCUCCCGGUCAAGAUAAGGGCGCUUACCAUGGCAGUGAGCUUAACUAUGCGUUCAACAACUUAUAUGCCACAGACCUUCCAUGGACCUCAGAGGAUUACGAGAUUGCCGACAAGCUUUCCAGCUACUGGGUGAACUUUAUCAGUACUGGUAAUCCCAAUGGGAAGGGUUUGGCUCACUGGCCUGAGGCUACCGCUGAGAUUCCGGUCAUCAUGGAGGUUGGUGACGCUUGGGAGACUAUCGAGGUCGCCAGCGAGGCGAAGAUCUCAUUCAUUGAGAAAUGGUUCUCAAAGUGGACUGUCUAUUAG